AUGGCUCUUUUGGGGAUGAAGAGAAUCAACCCUCUGAAGGCACUCCAGCCCAAACGUCGCUUGCAGCAAAUACUGGCCUCCUCGCCCGUCCCGGUCCCCGGGCCGGAGUCCGGGUCGGGCGUGGCCUCACCAGCUGCCACGGCGCCGAUAGCCAUUCCGGUGCCGGCCCCGCCUACGUUUGACUAUUGCAGGUUCAUAGAGCUAGACUACGUUCCCAUGGAGACAGGUUAUAUGGUGUCAAUGCGCCCGACUAAAGGCUAUGCAUCCACUACAAAAGGACACACUUCAACGAAGCGGUCCCCUGCAGGCCCCAGUAACAGAGAUCCUUAUGGCAAUGCAUCUCUCAGUAGCAGUAGCAACUCAGGCUCUUGUAAAGGCAGUGACUGCAGUCCAACCAAGGGACGUCACCAGAAGUACAUAUCAUGUACAGACAACCAUGGUAUCAGGCCCCCACCACCAGAGCAGUACCUCACACCUCUGCAGCAGAAAGAGGUGUGUAUCCGUCACCUGCGGGCAAAGCUAAAAGAAACCAUCAACACACUGCAAAACAGGGACACAGAGAUAGAUGAGUUGAGAGAAAAGCUUUACAAAAUGCAGGAGGACUGGGUUGAGGAGGAGUGCCACCGCGUGGAGGCUCAGCUGGCCCUGAAGGAAGCACGACUGGAGAUUCAGCAACUCAAGCAGGCCGUAGACACGGUGCGCGACAGGUUGAGCAAUGCCGGGGGAGUAAGCGGGGACAUCGGGGUCCAAAAGUACUUUCAGGACAUUAACACUCAAAACCACAAGCUUGAGAACCUGUUGCUCAACAUGGAAUUAGCUCAGGUUGGAUUAGCCAAGGAGGGGGAAGCCAUAGCAGGUCGUCGGACCCGUGUUGGGGGUUCAGCGCCAGCGUCAGUGUCUGGGGAAAGUGGAAGGGCAUCUUGUUCUUGUGAUUGUUCGCCAGCUCGUUCUCUGACCCGUAGCUCCACCUACACCAAACUGAGUGAUCAAGCAGCGAACCGAAAUGGCAUUAGUGCAGAUUUUCCUUGUCUUUCUGCUGAUGGCACGCAGGAUAGUGGCAUUGUGUGCUGUGGGGAAAGCAGCAGUGUCCCGAGCCGGGCCGACUUGCUCCUGGAAGCAGCCUUCCUUUCAGAAGAAACAGCUUCAUUGCUGAAUUCCUAUGCGCAAAUGCCACACUCCGCCACCUAUGAGAAGCUGUGCUCUGGUGAACGCGUGCCAACAUUUCGUUGCGGUGUUGGUGGUGGAAGCUGUAUAAGCCACCCCUGCCUGUCACACCAUCACCUGUAUCUACAUCCUUUACGCGAAACAGGCAUUCAAACCGAGAGUUGUCCUAUCCCAGCAACAUCUGGUUGCCAGUCAGACUUGGAUACAAUUGCUGAACAACGUACUUUCCGAUCCCAAGCCUGCAGUCCAACUUCAACUUGGAUGUCUGAUGAAGAAGAUUAUGACUCAAUCACCACUACCACUUCUGUAACCAGAUCAACUGUAAUGAGCACAGCCACAGAGCCGAUUCCAUUUUCCAAAAUGCUACGGGUUAAUUCCAUACCCCGUUCUGCCACAGUGGCCUGUUCAAUGGAGAGUCCUUUGUGUGACGAUAAGGAGGGUGCAAAGGAAGACACAGAAGAAGCUGCAGUGGAAAAUCAUUGUGACGUAACAGUGGUCCAACCCACAGUAAUGCAGCAAAACACAGAGAGAGCAAAAAUGGGGAGAAACCAGGAAGAACCAAAUGUCGCACUUUGGAGUUCGGCAGAGAGAAAGGAGGGUCAAUGGACUGUAGGGGAUACAACAGUUGGGAACCCAUUUGAAACACACAAAGGUAACAACAUUCAACAAGCUGAUGGCCUGAUUCAAAUAGAACUACAAGGACUGAACCCAUUUACCCCAGAAUCCCAACAAAGCAAAGAACGACCCCACACUUCCCAGCCAAAACGAUCUGGUUCCCAUGAGGAGGGAGCUGGUGUCAUUGUUGUGGGGGAACAUGACCGUGAGGAUGAUAAGCAGUCAGAGGCUGAAGAGCAAGGUGAAGAAGCAGUAGCAGCAUUGGAGGACGACUCAACCUCUGGUUCAGGGCCGGUACAGAAAAGCUACUGGAGUCGCCACUUUCUUGUGGAUUUGCUGGCAGUGGCAAUUCCUGUAGUGCCGACAGUGGCGUGGCUGUGCCGAGGUCCGGUUCGAGAUGGACAGCCCAUGUACCACAUCGGUUCACUGCUAAGAGGCUGCUGCACUGUGGCCCUGCACUCCCUGCGCCGAGGAGGGGGGUUGAGGCAUUACCCUGCAGGCGGGGGCGACCUUAGUGGAUCUCAUAUGUGA
This is a messenger RNA of Nerophis lumbriciformis (worm pipefish), 2310 nucleotides long. NCBI's taxonomy places the organism in Eukaryota, Metazoa, Chordata, Actinopteri, Syngnathiformes, Syngnathidae. The record is from RefSeq and is a predicted model, not a curated record.